CCUCCCUCACCCGUGUCUUGGGAUAAAGAAUUAACAGCAAAACACAGAUGAAGUGACGGACUCGAUUCUCCACUUGGGGGAGAUUUCAAUCGCCACCUUGUUACCGCCAACUACUCUCUCUCUUCUCUCUCUCAAAAGUUCCAACUUGGAACAAUUCCAAGCUUCGAGGCCAACGAAACGAGGAGAAGAGAUUUGCGGAAGUGUUACAGAGAAGGAAGGAACGAUUGAUUAUGCGAUCGUUGUGUUGGUGGACAGCCUGCGAUGUUGCAGCAGCAGAAGAAGCUCGUUAAUGGCCUUGCAAAUGACUUGGCAAUCGAAUCCCCAUCACAGGAGAAAGAAUGGUCCUCCACUAGGGUUAAAGAAUCUUGGAAAUACUUGUUACCUCAAUAGCGUCCUCCAGUGCUUGACCUACACCCCUCCCCUCGCCAAUUUCUGUCUCAAGAAUCAACACUCCUCUCUCUGUGAUUCGACCUCGGAGGCGGACCGGAAGCGAGAUUGUCCCUUCUGCAUAUUAGAGAAGAGGAUAGUACGGUCGCUAAGCAUCGACCUUCCUCUUGAUGCUCCUAGCAAGAUCCAAAGUUGUCUUAGGAUUUUUGCCGAGCACUUUCGGUUGGGGAGGCAAGAGGACGCACAUGAGUUCCUUCGCUAUGUUAUUGAUGCCUGUCACAACACCUGUCUUCGUCUUAAGAAGCUUCAACAGCAGCAAUGUCGAAAGGGGAACGAGUCUUGCAAUGGUGCUAGUAAUGGUGGUGGUGUCAGCGGCUGUGGUGGCGACACCAUUGUUAAGGAGAUCUUUGGUGGUGCCUUGCAGAGUCAGGUGAAGUGUCUCUCAUGUGGGACGGAGUCUAAUAAGACUGAUGAGAUCAUGGAUAUCAGUUUGGACUUGCUCCAAAGUAAUUCCCUCAAGGAUGCUAUGCAACGGUUCUUCCAGCCGGAGGUCUUGGAUGGUAGCAAUAAAUAUAAAUGUGAGAAAUGCAAAAAAUUGGUGACAGCCAGAAAGCAGAUGUCUAUUCUCAAAGCGCCUAACGUCCUUGUAAUCCAACUCAAGAGAUUUGAGGGUAUACUUGGUGGAAAGAUUGAUCGUUCCAUUUCCUUCGAGGAAGAUUUGGUGCUCUCAAGCUACAUGCGUAAAGCAAGUCAGGAUCCAUGUCCAGAGUAUAACCUUUUUGGAACCAUUGUGCAUUCGGGUUACUCACCAGAGUCUGGUCACUACUAUGCAUACAUCAAGGAUGCAAUUGGCAGGUGGUAUUGCUGUAAUGAUUCUCAUGUUUCACUUUCAACUCUGCAGGAGGUUUUGUCAGAGAAAGUUUAUAUUCUUUUCUUCUCACGUACUAACCAGAGACCCAAGCCAAUCAAGUCUGCUUUUGCAUCCAAUGGAAUGAAGUCUCCUAAUUGCAAUGGCAAUGGUGCAACAGGAAGCCCAAAGGCCGCUUUCCCAUUGAAGACAUUUCCCACAAAACCAAAAAGCAUUAAUUCCCCGGACAACAAUAUAUCAACAACGUCUAAGAUUGAUAAAGUGCCUUCAAGCCCACGGAUUAAGUUUGGUAUCUUGAGAAAUCCUGAUAUGAAAAGAAUUGAUGCAAAUGGUGGACCUGUAGAAAAUCAUGUGAAACCCAAAGCAUCUUUAGUUGUGAAUGGAAGUAAGAAUGAGGUACCAUCUACAAUUGACAGGAAUGGCGCUAAUGAGAACAAAUGUCCUGAUAGUGAAGGGAAACACAUUUUAUCUUUACCUCAUCAAAAUGGUGUAAUCCAGAGUAAUGGUAGUUCAGUGAAAACAGUAGUAUGUGAGAAUAAUGAUGCAGGAAACCUAGGAACAUUGGGAGUGGUGCCUCAUUUUGACCGUGCAGUUUGCAAUGACACCCGUCAACUCUCAGGCUUCAAGAGAAAAUCAGCGGAGGAGACUUGCAAUUUGCUUGCACGAGAUGCUUCUUCUCAGACAAAGUUGGAGAAAUUGAAAGAAGUGCUUGCUAAGGACACUUCUUCAAGUUUGCGUUCAUGUGGUUGGCAUGAUAUGGUUUACCAUUUUAUGCUAGAGAGAAAGAGAUUAUGUGUCCGAGAAGCAGGUAGAUGUACCAGUAGCACUGAGAUAAAGAAGAUGUUGAUUGUAGAUGCCAAAGCAAAGUUUCUCUCGCAAAUUCCUGAGCCAUUGAAGGAGCAUCUGGUUGAACGCCUUAGAUCAUUUAGCAAGGAAAAAUAGUUUCUGGAUGCUUACUUACUGAAACCGUCUCGUGUUGUCUGUCACUAUUGAGGCCUGGUGUAUAUUCUGUAUCACUGAUGCAUGAAAGCAUCUCAAUGAUCGUGCUAUCUGGUACCAAGAAAUGUAAGUAUCAAAUAAUGAUACUUACAUUUGCACUGAUCAUUGGAGAUGGGUGGAAAUUUUUGUAUCAUCAUUUGAUUUUGUCUUUGGUAAUUUUAAUACAUUCCUAGGCGCAUAUGUGAAAUUUGGGUCCAAGUGGAGAAUCUGAUAUGGAUCCUCAGCAAAAAAUUUCAUCAUCUUUGAGGCUGUGCAGUUUUGAUCUGGCAGAGAAUGAGUGCAGAAUUAUAUUCAUUUUGUACAAUAACUUUUUUGACAAUGUUGUUAACCCAUCCUCUUAUGAAUUCUUAAAAUUUUCCCUUCAAAAUAUGGUCGGAUAUAGCAUCCCGAAAAUAUAUUCAAUUGUUGAGAUAUCAGUG
Telopea speciosissima is the source of this 2673-nucleotide messenger RNA. Its product is annotated as ubiquitin carboxyl-terminal hydrolase 25-like. Lineage: Eukaryota; Viridiplantae; Streptophyta; Magnoliopsida; Proteales; Proteaceae. Bases 290 to 2197 code for a protein of 635 amino acids. Gene Ontology annotation, molecular function: cysteine-type endopeptidase activity; cysteine-type deubiquitinase activity. The record is from RefSeq and is a predicted model, not a curated record. Gene Ontology annotation, biological process: protein deubiquitination. Gene Ontology annotation, cellular component: cytosol; nucleus. The transcript is spliced from 9 exons.